CUCGGUCAUCUGCGUUAGCGCGCGUGAGGUGGCUGUCGCUCACUGGGCGCUGUUGCGAAAUCUGUUAUGGUCGUUGCAGGCGUACGGAAAUGCUACACUCACCGUUAACUGGAUCCUCUCAACCCCCAUACCGACCACCAUCUGCAGCUUCUCUGGAUGGACCUGGUCAUCCGUAUGCAGAUCAGAAAGCAUUACAACCCAACAUCCCAGCAUUUCUCCAGCAUGUAUUACCCCUUCAGACGCUCCAAUCACGAGCGAGUUUGGGGAACAUUCCACAAUCACUAUCAAAUGGAUUCCACGGAUUCUCGCCAAGUCUUGUCGUGGGCAGCUUAGAUGGGACCAACAGUCUUUCGGGUUCUUCCUCACUAUCCUCGUCUUUAGUUUCAUUACAUUCCGCUCCUCGUGUUUGUUCUCUACCCAACGGGAACACAAGCACGCCUUGUCAGCUUCUUCCCUCUCCGUUAGGGCAGCAGUUGAACUCUACCUCGCGGUGCUCGUUGUGGUUAAAGCUUCGUGUGUGUCCUUCCUGGGCUCCGCAGGCACCCCCUAUCCUAUCGGACCCGACGUCCGACCAGCAAGUAGCUGUCACCACUACUUCACCCACUGUCCAUGGGACUUCGACUGGUGGGAUUUCUGCUGAUUCGAAAGACCCCUCCGCUGUCCGACCAAUUCAGUGUCCUCUAUAUUCUGAGACCUGCCCUUACGCACACCCUUCAUCCAAUGUUAGGAUUGAGGCUGGACAUGUUACCGUCUGCUACGACUUCAUCAAGAGAAAAAACUGCACGCACUCUUGCUGUAAGUAUUACCACCCACCACCUCAUCAAAUCGAGGCGAUUGUCAAGCGCGGUGACGAACAGAAGAAAAUACUCGAAAGCCAACAGCGCCUUUUUGAGGCAAAGUCGUCAACCGCCACUGCCAACUGUCUCACGAUGCAACCAACACAGCCUGUCACUGGUCCCGGUGGUCUGUCAUCCGGUUUUGUUUGGUCGUCAACCAGCCCAUUUCAACCGGCCAUCCCAGCAUCUGUCCUGGGUUCAUACUUGACACCCGGGGGUCCAGCUCUACCAACAGCACUGAAUCCAAUGGCUGCACUCGGCACCCCAUUUGUUUCUGUGUCCGAUCCCAAUUCAAUAAAUACAUCGGCACUUUUAGCAGCCGCCGCUGCUCUCCAACAACAACAACAACAAGCUUCAAAUAUUUCUUCUCUGGCCACACCAUCGUCGGCGGUGAAAACGUCUACAGCCGGGUCGGGGGCAUCUGUCGCAACCUGUCGGUCCACGCCAUUGCCCAGUUCUUUCUCCAACGGAUCCCAUUUAAGUGUGACAUCCACGUCGGAGACGUCAACCAAUCUGCAAUAUUCCCAGACAAUGAGCCAGUUGGUGCCCCCUCGUCUUCAAUCCACUCAGAUCUUAUCGGCUCUGCAGUCGCAACUGCUGCUGCAUCAGCAGCAGCAGCAACAAGAACAGCGCCAGGUGGUUGGGGUCUCUACUCACAACACAUCCCAUCCAUCUGAUCUGAUUGUCACGAUGAAUGCUGUCUCACUCCCACCAUCAUCAAACUUUGCGGUUGGAUCCGUCACAACUACAACCACCACCACCACAGCACAAUCAUCAACGAUGUCGUUGAACACCACCACUACCACCCCGCUUGACGUGACCUCUUCUUCACUUGCAAUCAGUGCGCCAGCUACUGUGUCUUCUGUUGUUCGUGUUGGCAUGAAGCGUGAAGCUAGCAGCCACAGCGCGUCUGGUGAUGGCGUAAAUGGUUUGGAUUUGCAUCGUGAAGCUAGCAGCCACAGCGCGUCUGGUGAUGGCGUAAAUGGUUUGGAUUUGCAUUCACGAUAUCCUGCCAAGCGCCCGAACCAAAACUCUAGUUACGCAGCUGGAUCAGUGCCGGAAUCGGAAUCAUCCGAUGGGGCAUCCAGUUUAUGUAAUGGCACCUGCCCGUCAACGGGUCCGGCUGAACAACAACGAACUGAUGUCGAGUUUUUCAAGUCUACAGCUGACAUCUCCAUCCCUUUCACACAUGGCCUCGCGUUGUCCUCGACCUACUGUGGCGCACUUCCUACUCCUCAGCUGACUACUUCUGGAGUUUCCGGUCUGUUAACCUCAUCGAAUCUAUACGGUCUUCCUUUCCCCACCGCACAAGCGGUUGCCUCAUCCUACUUACCAGCACCACCGCUUGCCUAUUCACCCGUCUAUCCUACUCAGGGAACACCAGACAAUCCGAAUUCAGCAGCUGCUUUGGCCCUAAACAGCUGGCUGACACAACAACAGCAACAGCAGCACAACUCGGCACUUCACCAGCUCCAAACUCAGGUUCAUGUCACACAAACAAAUCCGGCUAAUCCUGCUCUAGCGGCUGCACUGGCCGCAAUCCAGCAGCAGCAACAACAGCAACGGCAAUCUCCUCACGAACUCUCAACCAGUAGUCCCUCACCCGUAACAUUUCAACAACAGCAAGCCCUUCUGUCCCUCUUCUUGAGGGCACAGCAAUCCCAGUUAGCCGCGGCACAGAUGGCUGCGGCACUGCAGGGAGGGUUCGUUCAUGCGAGCCCAGGUCCUCGACCACCGGCAUUUCCUGGAGCGUGCUUUUUUGAUUCGGCAUACUCCUUUCCGGGUUCGUUGACCGGGAUCCCUGGUAAUCCGUAUGCAUCGGCUGUUCCAUGCCUUCAAAACCCAAUAACAAAUGUUGCGUAUAUCAACGACAAAGGCCACCUUUUGGAAACGCUCCCCAUUUGCCGAGAUUUCAAAGCAGGAAAAUGCCAUCGGAAUUCCGACUGCCGAUAUGUUCAUCUGGUCGACGAGAAUGUCGAAGUCAAUCAAGGGCGUGUUGUCGUCUGUCGUGAUGCUGCCAAGGGUCGUUGUACACGAGUUCCUUGCAAGUACUAUCACGUUCCCCUUUUGGCCAUCUCGGCCAAUCGAAGCUUGGCGCUCAAUUCAGCCCUGGCAACCGCAGGUUUUCCAACUGCGUAGAAGACCAGAUAAGAACAACUGAGAGCUUAUACAACACCUAUUUGCUCAACAGUGAUAAUCUCGCUCUUUUCCUUUUGCCUUCUUGUUCUAGACAUGGCUACUGUGUUUGUUCAGUCUUCACAUGAAACAAAGAUGCUCCUUUUUUGUAGAGAAUUUUUCAUUCAUGUUCUCGUUAGAUGGUGGUUCAUGCAACUGUCAGCACACUACCAACAGUACCAAUAACAACUACUUUCAGUACUUUUUGUUUAUCCGUUUUGGGUCAUUUUUACUCAACUUUACCGUAUUUUUGUAUCGGAGCCGUACACGGGAAUGGGCCAUGAGGUGCGCCCGUUUUCGGGAAACCACAUCGUGAUGUCCCCACCUACUACCCAUCCUCAUUUCCUUUCUCUCUGUCAAUGUUUUGGUUAUUACCUUUUGACGGGGGAUUAUCUAAUUCGUUCGCUCUUUGUUUCUUCCGGUUGGACAGUUUGAGUCUUUUUUACCUGGAAUACUCGAGAUUUUCACUCACACGUCUCCAGGGUUCCCCAUUCUCAAUAUACAAUCAAUCAAUAAACCUAUCAAUCAACUCUGGUUGGGAUGUGGAGCUUGUUGUGCGUCCAACCUCCAAUUACUCACCGUUGUCCCUCCGACCUCACAUCCCUUCCGUUUUGUACCUGUUUCUAUUGUGACUUUAGAAGAUAAGUACCUACAACGACUACCACAGUCCGUUUUUUCAACUUCUGGAUGCCUUAUUGUUACUUUACUACACAACUGACUCUACCACUACAAUACCGGAAACAAAACUUCCACAACUACUGUUUUUCUUACGUCAUACCAAC
Opisthorchis viverrini is the source of this 3793-nucleotide messenger RNA. RefSeq lists its product as hypothetical. The record is from RefSeq and is a predicted model, not a curated record. NCBI's taxonomy places the organism in Eukaryota, Metazoa, Platyhelminthes, Trematoda, Opisthorchiida, Opisthorchiidae. The coding region runs from base 90 to 2975 and encodes 961 amino acids. Gene Ontology annotation, molecular function: metal ion binding. The transcript has 10 exons.